This is a messenger RNA of Monomorium pharaonis (pharaoh ant), 687 nucleotides long. RefSeq names its product N-acylneuraminate-9-phosphatase. The record is from RefSeq and is a predicted model, not a curated record. NCBI's taxonomy places the organism in Eukaryota, Metazoa, Arthropoda, Insecta, Hymenoptera, Formicidae. The transcript has 3 exons. Gene Ontology annotation, molecular function: hydrolase activity. Bases 1 to 687 code for a protein of 228 amino acids.
AUGUUGUUGUUGUUGUUGACUGAGGAGUUGACACGGGAAUAUGGCAUCCCGGAAGAUGUAUCCGCCAAGAUAACGGCCACAUAUCUGAAGCAAUUUAGAAAGUGUCCGGACAAUGCGACUCUGACGUUGGAUGCUUGGCGUACCAUCCUCUGGAACAAAGCACUAGGACACAAGUACUCGUAUCUAGCGAAAAAAGUUUAUGAGAGAUGGCUAUAUUUAAGAUACCAUUAUAUGGUGCUGGCGCCGAAUACAGUUUCCAUGCUGCAUCAAUUCAGAAAGAAGUAUCUGCUAGGUCUGAUCACCAACGGCCCGUCAAACGCUCAGUGGGAGAAGAUACACAAACUGUCGCUGCAGCAGUACUUCGAUGUUAUCCUGGUAUCCGGUGAUCUGCCAUGGGAGAAACCAGAAGCAGAAAUAUUCCAAAAGGCUUGUCAUUUUCUUAACGUGAGACCCGAGGAGUGCAUCAUGGUCGGCGACAAAUUGGAGACCGAUAUUUUAGGUGGGAUCGAGGCUGGUCUGUACGGGACAGUGUGGAUACCAACCACAGAUAAACCUCGUCUCUCUGGAAACGAUCCUAAACCAGAUUUUAUAAUAAGACACGUAACGGAACUUCUCCGCAUAUUGGAGAGAGGUCCGAAUGCACCGGAACUUGAAGACUGUUCUUCAAAUGGAUCUGACGGCAGCUAA